Plasmodium vivax (malaria parasite P. vivax) is the source of this 11991-nucleotide messenger RNA. RefSeq lists its product as hypothetical. The record is from RefSeq and is a predicted model, not a curated record. Bases 1 to 11991 code for a protein of 3996 amino acids. The transcript has a single exon. Gene Ontology annotation, biological process: regulation of DNA-templated transcription. Gene Ontology annotation, molecular function: DNA-binding transcription factor activity. Lineage: Eukaryota; Apicomplexa; Aconoidasida; Haemosporida; Plasmodiidae.
AUGGAGAGGCAGUCCAAAACGGAAGGCGGAAAGGCCAGCAAAACGGACAGCUACAAAAACUACGUGGAUGAGCUGAAAGUGGUAUCUUCCAUGCUGCAAAACAAAAAUUUAGAUUCCUUUGCAUCAAAUUCUACGAUCGAUGAGAAUAAACUGAUGAAUGUAAACGAUUUGUGCAAUAUAUAUUUGGAUCGAAACACAGACAAGGGAGGUAGCAAGCGGGGGGCCGAUGCACUCAUGCAGGAGGGGACUGCGCAACCGAAAGAUUUGAGCUUCCCCGGCAUGAUGCGGAACAACCCCGUGAUGGAUUUUCUAAACACUCCCAUCGUGAAUGACAGCGGGGGAAACAGCACUAGCGGUUAUGUGAACGGAGGGGGUGGCAUCUGCGUAAGCGAAGCGAAUAAAGCAACCCUCCCGGGUGAACCCUCCCCGAGUGACCAAAUCCACGUGGAAGAGCAACCCACACAUGUGAAGGAGACGAACAAAACGAGCGCCGCUACGUCUCCACACGCAGACGAAUUUAAGCUCAUUCACAAGAGCGCACUAACUGCAAAUGAAUUUAGAGACGACAGAUGGGAAGAAUGCAACUCCUUUUUCUACAAGGAGAGUCAACAUUAUGCAAAACCAAAUGGGGAGGAGACUCACCUUGGGGAAGUCCCUAACUGCUCAUGUAAAAACGAACAAAUGUGCUUCUGCAGAGGUGGAGGUUUGCCUCUCGGAAGCGAACAGAAUGAGGUGGUCCCCCAUGAGGAGGGCCAAAACGGUUACAAUUACAGACUGAUGAGGCUUUACUUGGAGCAAAUGAUCAACGAGCCGGGGAGCAUCAAGGAGGAGGAACUCAGCUUGGAUGAUAAAGCAUUUGAUGUGAAGGGCUUUUUCAAGAGGGGUUGCCUUCCGAAGGAUAUAGCGCUGCAGGGGGGUUCUUACGGCCACGAGGCGAAGGGGAGCCCACCCGGGAAUGCACACGUGAACGGGCUCGAGAAUGCACACACGAAUGAGCACACGAAUGAGCAAACGAAUGAGCACACAAGUAACCUCGCGCAUGUGCAGGCCUACCUACAGGGAGGAGUGGAGGACCCCGAGACCCUCCCCAACGGCGGCGCCCACAAGAAGAGCCCCGCCCCCUGUGACGAAUUGAAGGACUUCGGCAGUGCUAACGGUGAAGAACCCCCACAUGAGGGGUGUAACAAGGGGGCCGAGGAGGGCGCGGAUAAUUGCAAGGAUAACUGCAUGGGUGGCUACACUGGUAACUACACGGGUAGCCACUCGGGUAGCCACUCGGACGGGAGGAACCCUCCCCCUAAUGAGCACGCAAACCAGUUGUCUCUAGAGAUGCAGAACCCGUCCAAGGAUGGCGAGCAGAACGCAGAGCAGAACGCAGAGCAGAACCCAGAGCAGAACCCAGAGCGCGUCUUUAAAAACAUUGCAAUGAAGAUUCAGCACUACUUGAAGAAUUACAGCCCGAAGAUGAUCUUCGAGGAGGGGAAGCAGCUCGGUGCGGUAGCGGGUAUGGCCACGAAUGCGGCUACCGCUAUGCCAGCCGCUGUGCCAGCCGCUAUACCAACCGCUAUUCCAACCGCUGUGCCAACCACCCAUAUGAACUUCCCCUUCGCGGGCUGCCCCCCGAAGGACAAAGCAACCCUGCAGGGGAGCAUCAAAAUAACCGUCCCGCUGUUUCUCCUCUACAUCUCCAAUGCCUAUGCCGUUGGGGACCUCUCUGGAAGGAGCAGCAACAGUGCACAUGCCAUCCGUCGGAAGAGAUUAAAAAAAAGAAUCAUCAACGAAAUCAUUUUGGGAUUUACCCACUCAGAUGCAGAUAAAUAUGUAGAGCAACUUCUGUGCAAUAUUAAAAAGUGUUUCAUUCAGGUGCUGGACUACCUGAAGGAGUAUAACCCCCAGUGGGUCUGCAGCAACAAUGGGGAUGGGUAUUUCUACCACUUCAGGAAGAUUAUGGCGAUUGACAGCUCCUAUGUGGACGUCCAUUCGAUUGUGCACCACGCGAGGGUGCUCACCAAGAUGAAGAGGAAGUGGGCCGGUGGGCUGGUCAGAGGCGCCGUGGUGAGGGGCGGCCUGGAGAGGAGCAGUCUCGACCGCAAAAUUCCCAUCCGAAGUGAAAACGGCAAAGUCAUCCCCAGUGUGAAUGCACUAGUGCCCGGUUCGGCGACCGCCAUCGAAAUGCAUGUACCGAAUGACCCUUCUAGCGGAGGCAACUCCUUCCAGGGUGCUAACCAUUGUGGGUUCGACCCAUCUGUGCCUCAGGUAGACAGGCAGCACUGCCUCGGUAGGUCCCUCAAGAGGAAGCACAGCCUCGGGGAGGAAAAAAGCGCGCACGGGUGCACCCACAAGCAGAUCAAAAGGGAUGCAGUUUCCGCGAAGGAGAAUUACACGCACGAUAAGGCGGAGGAGAACCGCGAACAGGAGAGCCGCGAACCGAAGGAACACCGCUUCGUCAGCGGCGCGGCCGGGGGGGAGGAAGCUCUCUGCAAAGAAGACCUAAUCGACGUGGAGGAUAAGAUUUACUACGCACCGAGUGACAUGCGAACGAGCAUCGAAACUGUGGUGAACGAGAGUGGGAAGCCGGGCAAGUACGACGGCACCUUCGGAUUGAGGGCUUAUAGUGAGGAGGGAGAGGAGGAUGAGGAGAAUGAGGAGCAAGAACUGCACGGUGAAAAGGUACAACCGAUGGAAGGGGUGGAGGCUUCCAUAGAGGGAGACACCCCUAAAGAGGAUUGCACUCCCCUGGAGGGAGCUCCCGCCGAUGGCACGCACGCGGGUGACCCACUGCAGGUUAGCGGCAGUCAGCAAGGGGAGAAAACGGAAAGGGAUCCGAAGGAUGAAGAGGAGCAACCCGCAAACGGGGAGGGCGACCGUGUCGGUGGCCACGGGGGGGACGAUUCAAAUGGAGAAGCCCAACAGCAGCAGCAGCGGAAGGAGUUGAUGGGGCAGACGGAGCAACCGAAGCAACCGCAACACCAGUUGACAACCCCCCCUGUUGGAAGCCAAGUGGACGGCAAAGAGGCGGAGGAGGCACCCGCUGAGCAGACCAGCAAACCGCUCAAUGAUCACCCCAGUCUGUAUGACGAAUCCGUGAUGCUUAAGGAGCAGUGCCUGAGUGCAUCCUCGAGCGACAAAUUAAAGUCAAAUGAGGGGAAGACAAGUGCAUCUGACAAGUUGGGUUCUGAGGAGCAGGGUUCUGCUUAUGCAGUUGGCCAUUUUGCGAGCGGCGCGCCGGUAAGCAGGGCGGAUGAUGCAACAGCGGGGGCAAUUGAAGUAGUCGCAGCAGUUGCCGCUAUCGAAGCUGAUACGAUUUGCGAGGCCAACCCGGGCGACCACCAACAGGGAGAGAAGGCCCACCUGGAAGCGCCUACCAAUAAUGGCUACCCGAGCAGCCACGCCGCAAACGAAGUAGACGCAGAAGGGGAGAACCGCCAUCUGAAGAACCGACUCGUUUGUAUGAACAACUCCAUAAUGCACCUAAAUAUAAAUAAAAAAAAAAAAAAAAAAAAAAAAAAAAUAAUCACCCACUAUUUGAACCAAGUAAUGAACACUCUCUUCUGUCACGACAUUUUUAAUUACGCAGUCAUCUUCACUCCAAUUUUAAAACACUUAGGAGUGCUGUCUUCCCUUAGCGCAUGCACGAUGAAUAAUAUUAUUUUGAGGCUAGAGAAUUUUAAGCUGAUCGAGGUGGACAAGGGGAAGAUUACGCACAAGGGAAGGGGCAUGUUCUUUCGUGUGAGGGAGAAGACCGACUGCUUCGCCGGUUGCUCCCCGGGCGCGGCGGCCAGUAGGAAUGCCCAGGUUGGCGGGGUGUACGUUGAUGCAGGUAUGUAUGAUAAUGGAGGUAUGUAUGGUAAUGGAGGUAUGUAUAGCAAUGGCGGCAUGUAUAGCAAUGGCGGCAUGUAUAGCAAUGGCGGCAUGUAUAGCAAUGGCGGCAUGUAUAGCAAUAGCGGCAUGUGUGCUGCUGACCGCAUGUGUGCUGGUGAGGCCUUCCCCCGAGGGAGAGAAAACAAAGUGCUUCAGUACCUUCUAGCUAUGAUGGAGAAGGGGGGCCAAGACAGAGUUCUCGUCGAGGAAAUGAUGCAAAAAUUGGGUUUCGCUCAUCCAGGGGAGGCGAAGGAGGUCGGGCCGCUUCCCUGUUCGGGGGCAGUCUGGCCCGGGGGGCACUCUCCCCCGUAUGAAGUGCGAAGUGGUCUCCACAACAGUAUGCAUAACUGCAUGGGGGGCAAUCAGGAUGACCCGACCGUACACUGUGCUCAUGGGAAAGGACAAACGGCAGACUCCUGCAGCAGUGGAGACAGCCUGUGCAAGAACAAACUGAUGGAGUUCAUCCGGGAGGUUUUGAUUCAGCACGGUGCGCAUAUAAACCAGAGCGUGGAGCUUAACUCGAAUGAUAAUGGUCUCUCGGGGGGGGAGGCGGCGAACAAUGGCAGUCGUGAAGGUGGAGCGAACGGAGACGAGGCAAGCUGUAGUGCGGCAGACAACGAGGGGGGUGGUGGAAGCGGUACCAGCGGUGGGAGCGGCGCGAACGGCGCGAAUGAGCAGCCCCCGUUUGAGGACAGUUCUGCCUCUCUACAAACAGAAACUAAGAAGCGAAGCGGACCCAAUUUUGGCGAUGAGAAGGCCCACGAUAGGAUCAACUCGGACCCAAGUGACGAGGGAAAAAACGGUCCCAACGGUAGAAGCAGUGGAAGCAGUAGAAGCCAUCUGAGCAAUCUGGGCAGUUUGGGCAACCCAAAUGGAAGCGUCCUAAACAGGGAGAACUUUUUCAAACUGCUCAAGUGGUACUGGUCCGUGAAGGUCGCUGGUGGUUGUGAUGAGCCCUUCACUUGCAAGUCGCAUGUGGGUGGACCGUCGCGGGUGUGCGAUGGGGACGGACCGGGGGGGGGCAGCAUGUUCGGCGGAGUGAGCACCUGCAACCACGCCUCGCCCAGUAGCGCCUUCGCGAAUAAUCACUUUGUUGGCAGCCCCUUUUCUGGGAAUCACUUUGCUGCUAAUCCCUUUACUGGCAGCCAUGCCGCCCCCAAUCUGGAGGGCCCCCUGAACGCUUAUGAGAAGGACGCGGGGACGAAGCUGCACCUCUGCAGUGGGGACAACAACGGGCAGGUUGACUCGGGAGGUGGAGCUGCUCCCUCGAGUGAUGCCGCCAAAGAGGCGGACGACAGCAGAGCGCCCCACUAUGGGGUACCCCCCUGCGAGGAGCACGAAAGGAGAAAGCCCUGCGGGAGCGUGCUCAACAUGUGUGCAGCCGGAAAUAACCAUCUCGGGGCAAACCUUCUCAAAGCACAGGGUGCAUUACAUCGGUGCAGUUCCUUCGACGGGGAAGAAGCCAGCAAUGCCAUCUCCACCAAUCUUAACAGAACCUGUGGGGUGAACCCACUCAAAGGGUGGAACGAUGCAAAUCAAUUGCACCACUGCCAUGAGCAUAGAACAACCGGUUGCAUCCAUGCGAACCAUUCGAAGUGUGCCCUCAUGAGUGUGGCGACCCACAUGAAUGGUUUGUUAAGCACAGAGAGAGCUCCCUGCGGAGGGGUGGCACCAUGCAUUGCUGGCAGUUGCAACGGGAGUGCCCACAACCACCACCUAUACGGGGAGAAGUCAAAACUGUCGAGCAUCCUAAACGGGAAUGAAGUGAAAAGCAAUCUGAUGAGUGACCCCCAUGCAGAUGAAUACAACGAAAAGGGAAGCAACCCAUGUGGUGGAGAGUUAGGAAAGCACUUCUUCAAUUUGAUGAAAAAUGGAGAGCUUAACUUGGAAGGUCUGCCGUAUGAGAAGUUUCUUUUUGACUCUAAGGUGCUGGAGGAGGCGAAUGGCUCCUUUCCGUUUAAGCACCCCAUGGGAGAUAGCACCAGUGAGAUGUAUGCAGGGGAGCGCCACCGGGAUGCACCACAUGGUGUGGUGAAUAACCCCUCUAACUGCUUCUGUUGUGUUAAGAACCCAGUGGGGGGAAAGAGCAACGUCAACGUUAUGGAUUUGUGCAACCAUCUGGCCCAGGAGCUGAUCAGCAAGAAUGAGGGGAAGCCGCUUAGGGAGGAGGAGAUGAGAGAAGCACCGGUGCAGGGGCAACUUCCCGGCCAACUGCAGAGACAGGAGAACCCGCUAAGCGCGAGCGGUGGCCAGUGCCCCGAUGUGAAGCUCGCGUACGACGGUUUGGUUGACGCAAACUGUGCAAACUGCGCAAAUUGUGCAAAUUGUGCAAACUGCUCUAACUGCCCCAACUGCGGAAGCGGAGCAGAGUCCACCCCCGCGAACGCCUCAGCGGGCACGCAACAGAACAGCAGGAGUAACCACCUGUGGAGGCUCUACCAGCUGUAUGGGCUCCUAGAAAAGGCGAAGAGCGGCAGUGCUGUUGAUGAUAAGAUCUGCACCGACAUGCAAAACGGAUUGAAAAAGUAUUUCGCCAAGCACGACUAUCCCCUUGGCAAAGGGGGCAAGCUUGGCAACCCCUUCUCUUGCGAUCACAUGGCAGCGGAAAACGGGUGCGAGCAGGAAGGCGCAGGUGGGAACAAAGUGCCCAGCGAAAACGGAAGGGUGUACGAGCAUGAGUGGCACCUACUAAACAGUCAACUGCACCUUUCGAGGAGGGACAACGUGCAGUUCGCGGCGCACGCGGAGGAGGACGGGGGGGGCGGUAGCGGUGGUGGUAACCCCGUUAUUGGCAACCCCAUCGGCGGAGCACCGGGAAGCCUCUUCCCCGGGGGGACGGCCGAGGAAGCAAUGUACAAAGACGCCCACGGGAGUUACAAAAACAUAUUUCUAAGUGACGAAGAGAAUCAGAGGAACGAAGCGGCCAUGCUGUUCCACGAUGGCCAUCAGCGGAUGAGCAAAACGAAUGAGCAGCGAAUGAAGAACUACCUGUCGUCCCUCUAUAACUCUAUAGUGUACAAAUCUGGGUUUUACCCGACUGAGGGGUCUAACCAUAACGGGGCUCAGAGCAGUGGCGGCAGUGGCAACGUCCGCUUCAACAGCAGCAGCCAUGUGAAUAGGUGCGCAGAUUCCAGGAGGAGUAGCAACCUGUGUGACUACCUCACCAGCUUUACAUACACAAAUCCGAAUGAAAAUUGCAGCGAUAAUGUGAGUCACGUGGACGAAUUGGGUAAGUUCCUCCUGGUGAGAGGAGAACACAGCAACAGUAGGGAAGGCAGUGGGGGCAGACACAGCAGCGGGAGGCAUAGCAGCGGUAGGCAUAGCAGCGGUAGGCAUAGCAGUGGCAGACAUAGCAGCGGUAGGCAUAGCAGUGGCAGGCAUGCGCACCACCACCACCACCUCGGAGGAAGUGCCAACAAAGGGAGCAGCCACAGCAAGAGCUUCGCCCAUUUGUAUAAAGAUGUGGUCAGCUCGCUAGACCACGGGAAGGGAAAGCUAUGCAACAAGCAUUUGGGCAACUCCAUGGGCCUCUUUAACGGAAGGAACAACACAGACGAUAUCAUUCUGCACGGGUACCUAACCAGGAAGAGGAGAGAGGAGAUGACCGACCACAUUCAAAAAAAAAGAGCUCUCCUAAGAAAAAUAAAAAAUAGGGAAAAUAUGACCGAUGAGGAGAUAAAUACAAGUCUCAUGAAACUAUCUGCUGAUCCCACAGAAUUUAAUUUUUUAAAAAAGUUUUAUGCUCAUGGGGGGGAGAUGGAAGACCCGGAGGAUGACGACGCGGUGGAUGAUGAGGUGGACGAGGACCACGUUGAUGGGAGUCACCGCGGGGAUGACCUGGACGAUCGAGACCACGACCCGAGUGGGAAGAAGAAGAUGCACAUGAAGGGUGUGUACCUCGGCGGGAGGGCAGCUACAUCCGCAGCCGCUUCCGCAGCCGCAUCCGCAGGAAGUAUGGCAAAACCGGGCAGACACAUGAAGGGAGGAGGAGCCAACCAGGAAGACGAAGAAAACGUUAGCAGCGUAAAUUCGACCAAACUAGGAAUGAAAGACGAACGAGGGAAGAACGUGAAUUUCUUUCUUAACAAUUGCACCGUAGAGUAUGGGCGUGGAAGAAGGAACAAAGUAGUCAAUCAGAAUUACACAAAGAAUUAUGAGCUAGAAUCUAGGUAUUAUGGUAGGAGGGAAUCGUCCACUGCUGGUGGGGGAGCAGCCGCAGGGAUGAAUGGCAGUGGUAGUGGCAGCGGUAGUGGCAGCGGCAGCAGCAGUAACAAUGCUGUGGGUGGUGGUGGGCAUGGAGGCACCAAUGGAAAGGCACCUCCCAUGAGUGGGGAUCAUCGGGGUGGAAAAAUCAACGGAGUGUGCUACAUAGGCAAUGGUAGAAGCCACAGCAAAGAUAAAGCAAAACUGCAUAUGGAGACUACCCCCGUUGGAAGAGGGAACAAUGCAGGGGGAAAAGGAGGAGUAGGCUCCAGGAGAAUCAACACAAAAGUGAGGAACAACGCAGUCGUAGAUUCAAAUGAAAAUUACGAAUUCAAAAUGACCUCAUCUGAGCUCAAACCACAGAGAGGAGUCUACUUCGAUCGAUCGCAAAAGGCAUGGAUAGGCAGUUGGUAUGAGGAAGGCAAGCAAAUUAAAAGGAGGUUCAAAAUUAAGUACUACGGCUGGGAUGAGGCUCGUAAUUUAGCCACGAAGGCCAGAUUUGCCUUUGAAAAUAGGACCAAGCAUAUGAAGGGCGCCGGCAAAAAGGGGGCCUCUGCUGCUGCUGCGGCGAAUGCGGCGGCGUCCGCGAAUGGAGGUACUUCCAAUGAUGUCACUUCCAAUGGAGCGAACAACGAUGGGAGUGAGGCAGUCAAUGCGGAUGCCUCCGGGGGGUAUGCACGUGCCGGGGGGGGGAAGGAAGAAGACACGGCGAAUUUGAAUAACAACGGGAUGAAUGAAGGCGGGGCCAACCAUGGUGCCAGUGCUCACCACUUCGAAUGCGGCAGCUACGUGGAUGGGACGAACAGGCGAAUCAUUUCCAGGAGGGGUGGAGGCACCUACUUGCGGGCCACCAAUGAGGACCACGCGGUGGACUCGAGUAACGCCCCCGCUAACAAGCGAGAUGGCCGACGAGGCGGGGCCGCCAUGCACACGGGGAGUGGCAGCAACGGGAGGGCGCAUAAAAUGGGCGAGGAAAACGACCCCUCGAAUGGAAGGGCAGCACCAGGCGGAGCGGUGGCCGCGGUAGGCGCGGUAACCGCGGCAGGUGACGAGGAGGAGGACGUCCUUACCGCGGAGAGCCAGAAAAAGCUACGAAACGGUAACAACCCAGGGGGGGGGAGCAGCGCCCUUGUGCAACUGGGCGAGGGGAAGAAGAACGAAAAGGGCGUGCCCUACGCAGAUGCUAUUAAGUACACCGGCGUAGGAGAAGGAACAAGCAAGUACGAAGCGGGGGGGAGAGAAAAAUACCCCUUUGAGCAGCACCAUGUGGAUUACGAGGAGUACCACCCCGCCUAUGAUAGGAAGCGGAACCUGGGGAACCCCAAGGGGGACGUCCGCGGGGGGGCGUGCAAGAAUGAAGGAACCUACGAUGGUUACGCGGGGAAGUACGCGGGCGAGUACAAGGGGGUCGAGAUCGACCUGUUCAGCGACUGGAAUGAGUUUCACCGGGCUGGUGCCGCCGUUGGAGGGGUUAGCGGCGUGGGCGGAAGGUAUGAGAGUGGAGCCAGGGGGGACUACCCCCUCAGCGGGGUGAGCGACCUCGGGGGCAGAGGCAAGGGGAGGCACCCGUCGCAGGGCGGCGCCCUCCGGCACUACGACGAUUACUACGCGUACGCGAAGGGCGGCUACCCCGAGGGGAAGCCCGGCGCGGAGCACGCAGAGGAGGACGAAGGGGUGCCGAAGAAGAAAAAUGAAAGCGAGCAGUACGGCGGCUGCGUCGGCGGGGGCAGGCGAAAAAUUAACAGCAAUGGGAGUGGGGUAGGCGGUGGCGUGGGAGGUGGCCAUGGGAACCCCCACGAGGAGGAAGAGCAGGAGGACGACCAGGAUGAAGAAAUGAAUUACGAUUACUGCCACCAGGUGGGGACGACCAGAAGGGAGCGCCCAGACCGCUCUUCCAGGGAGACCCACCUGGGAGGAGCGGAACAGAAAGGCAGAAACGCCUAUGCCAAGUACCCAGCCGGAAAAGCAGGAGACAACGUAAUCACCUAUGCAAAAUCAAAUAAUAAAAAAUCAAAUGAAACGAAUCAAAUUGACAGUUCAGUGAUCCUCCCCCAGGGGGUAUUUUACCAGGACUCUAAGAAAGCAUUCUGUGCCAAUUGGUAUUCCAAUGGGAAACAGGAGAAACGCUAUUUUUCUAUUAACAAGUUUGGAGAGGAGAGAGCUAGAAAUCUAGCGAUCGCUGCGAGGAAAAAAUUUGAACAUGUGUAUAAGAAGAAUACCAACGUGAGUAAGAAGGACGUGCAGCAACAUGCUUGUGGUAUGUUGAAAGCGGAGAUGUCGAACGAGGUGGCUGGACUGGAGGGUAACUACCACCUGGGGGACAACUUCCACCAGAGUGGCAAGCACGGCUAUGGCAGCCACGGGGGGAAAGGGGGCCUUACGCACACGGGGGUGGCGGCAUCGUUAGCAGCACCGUUAGGGGCGGCGGGGAUGGUCGCACCGAUGACCGCUUCCAUGGCCGCUCCCAUAGGCGCGCCCGCCAUGAAUGAACUACCCCUGGGGGGCAAGAGUGGCGUAGGGCACAGCAGCAAAAGUGGCCCCCCCCACGAGAUUGCCACGGUUGAUGUUAAGAAGGCACACAUGAACAGUGGAGGAAGCAAAAAGGCAGUCGGAGGGGGCGCGCCUCCCCUCUCAGCAGCAUCCCCCACGAACAGCAACGAGGACCUGCAGUACGUGCAAAAUGGCUACGUCAAUGGGAAGAGCUACUCCAAGUGUAGGGAAAGCAACCUCUAUGGGGAGGACCACCUCCAUGGGGAGACCAUUACAGAAGGGGGGAUAUACACAAACGGCAUGCCAGUAACCUCCCCAAGUGAGAGCAUCCGAAUGAACGGCGUCAACCCGAAUGGGAGUAGCAGCCCGCCCUACACGAACAAGAGCGCCGUAAAGGAAAGCAUCAAACUUGUGAGCAGCCCAGCUGGGAGCAACAGCACCACGGAUAUGGUAAAUAAUAACUUGGGCGACUGUGUGAGCAAUGGCCGAGGGGUGGGGGGAACUAACUUCGAGGGGGAAGGCCCCCAGAACGAUGCGGAGAUGAGCCUGAGCGCGCCCUUAAGCAACACCGCCAUCGGGGGCGGCACCAAUCCAACCGAUAACGAAGGGGCCGACCAGAACGGGUUGCACAGCGGUCACAGUGGACACAGCGGGGGGGGGAUAGAAAGCGGAAAUGGCAUCCCAAACGGGAGCGUCAUCCCAAACGGGGGUGGAAUGGAGAACUCCCCCCUCGGAACCAACAUGGGCGGCAGCGCCAGCCCCCCGUUCAGAAACAGCAGCAACGUUUUCAUUGGCCCAAGCGACGUGUGCAUCCCCGGCGGGGAGGAGCAAAAUGGGGGGGUAGAGAAUAACCUUUACGGGGGGCUGACCAACCAAACAAACGAGAUGCACCUCUACGCGGCAGCCAGUGAGGAGCUCAGCAAAGGGUUAACCAGCGAAGAGGCUAGUCCGCUCGGCGGGGCCCCCUUCGACCCGAAUGCCAAGGAGUGCUCCACCCCGGAUUACUACAGUGGCAGCAAGCAGGGCGCGAAGGGUGCCUUCCCCAGGAGCGUCAAGAAGGAGAUGGACGAUGUGGGCAUGUACGGCAAAUUGGACAGGCUCGAAAGGGUGGAAAGGCUCGAAAAGGUGGAUCGGGUGGAUCGGAUGGACCGGGUGGACCGGCUGGAGAAGUCCAACGCCGGCACCCCCGCCACCCCCGCGGGGGUCUACAUGAUCAGGAUCAACGGCAUCGUGCAGGCGUGGCGGGCCGAGUGGAGGAGCCCCAGCGGGUGCAAGCGCACGAAGAACUUCGGCAUCAACACCUACGGCAGCAGCUUGAGCAAGAAGCUGGCCAUCGAGAUGCGGGCCAGGAUGACUGGCGAGUGCCUCGUGUCCGACGACGGCACCGUCUUCGACUACACCGGGAAGAAGCCGCCCAAGGGCGCCGCGCGCGAUUAG